Molecule: messenger RNA, 5010 nt
Organism: Aureococcus anophagefferens
Lineage: Eukaryota; Pelagophyceae; Pelagomonadales; Pelagomonadaceae
Gene: ABC41
Exons: 6
Coding region: 1-5010 (1669 amino acids)
Cellular component (GO): membrane
Molecular function (GO): ATP hydrolysis activity; ATP binding; ABC-type transporter activity
Source: RefSeq, a predicted model, not a curated record
AUGCGAGCCAUCGCGCUCGCCAUAGCGCUCGCCAUCGCGCUCGCCGGCGUCGCGACGACCGCGGCCGCCGCGUCGCUCUUCGACGUGUCGGCCCAGUGCAGCCACGCGGCGGUCACGGCGCCGGCCUGCCUGCACAACUCGACGCUCUACGCCUACCGGGGCGACCCGCCGAAGAACAGCGACGCCGAGGUCGACAACUGCGCGGCUUGCGUCUGCGCCCUGCCGGACCAGGACGAGUUCGCGGCGCGCCAGGGCGAGAGCUACGCGCCGUCCUGGGGCGCGUGCUGCGACGGCUGGGCGGGGACGGACUGCGGCGUCUGCGAAACGGACGCGGCCUGCGGCGCGGGGUCGCGCUGCGCCGCGGGGUCGCUCGUGCCGACGGCCGCGGAGCUCGAAGCCGGGAAGCGCUACUCCUGCGCGCCCUGCGGCUACGGCGCGUCGAACGGCUUCUGCCUCUACGCGGACCUGCCGGGCGUGUCCUUCGACAUGGUCCUCCGCGGCGCGACCGCGGACGUGGCCAUGCGCAUCGGCCGCGACCAGCGCCGCUACACGGACACGGCCGUCAAGUUCGAGACGCAGCACGCGUACCAGUACGCGCAGAUGUUCGGCGGCGAGCUCGCCGGCUGCGAGGUCUUCGAGGAGCCCUGCGCGUGGGACCUCGGCGCGGCCUGCGUGACCGUGCGCUGCGCGUCGGGCGACGUCGACUGCCCGCCCGCGGGCCUCGACGAGUGCCCGGGCCACGUCUACGACCCCUGCAAGUUCAAGUACGUCUGCGAGGGCGACUGCGUCGACGUCGUCAACGGCUGCUGCGUCAAGGGCGACGGCGACGACGACGACCUGCGCCGGGGGAAGAGCUACCGCACGCGGCAGCGCUUCUGCUGCGCCGGCGCCUCGAGCGACGAGUGCAAAGCCACGGAGGUCUUCUGGAACGGCCCCGCGACGACGCUGUCCUGCGAGGCGGCGCCCGUCGCGGGCAUGCCCGCCGGCGCGCGGCGCUGCUACCUCAACCAGGACCACCUCGGGCUCCUCGAUGGGUUGCCUUUCGCUUGCCACGUGGGCAACUGCGUCGCCGACGGCGACGCCGACGGCGAGGCGCCGAUCGCGAUCGCCUACCGCGGCUUCGACGGCGCGCCGCAGGCGCGGUCGAGGCCGCAGGUCUACGGCGUCCUCGCCUGCGCGCUGGCGCUCGUCGUCGCGGCGUUCCUGGGGACGGCCGUCCCCCGCGCCCCGAAGCCGUCGAACGCGCCGCCGAGCACCGGCGCGCCGGCGCUCGCGUGGCGCGACGUCGCCUACGCCGCCAAGAACGCGAAGAUCCUCGCGGGCGUCUCGGGCUUCGCGGCCGCGGGCGAGGUCACGGCGAUUCUCGGACCGAGCGGCGCGGGCCGGCGCGCGGGCAAGACGACGCUGCUGCGAUGCGUCGGCGGCCGGCUCGAUUGCGGCGGCGCCGUCGCGGUCGGCGACCGGGACCUGGCGCCCGCGGAGCUGCGGCGGGCCGUCGCGUUCGUGCCCCAGGACGACGACGGCCUCGUCGAAUGGCUCACGGUCGCCGAGCACCUCGCAUACCUGAGCAUCCUGCGCAGGGCCGCCCCGGGCCGCCGCGACGCCCUCCUCGACGGCCUGGGCCUCCGGGACUGCGCGGACCGCCGCAUCGGCGCGCGGCCGGCCGUCGGCGGCGACGGCGGCGGCGCCGACGGCGGCCGGGGCGUCUCCGGCGGCGAGGCGCGGCGCGUCAGCGUGGCCGCGGCGUUGCUCGGCGACCCGCUGGCCCUCCUCCUCGACGAGCCGACGAGCCGCCUCGACGGCGCGACGGCGCUGGGCCUCGCUCGGACGCUCGGCGCCGCCGCGGCGGGCUCCUACGGCGGCGGCGCGCCCGUCGUCGUCCUCGCGUCGUUCCACCAGCCGCGGCGGCGCGCGUUCGAGGACUGCUUCGGGCGCGUGCUGGUGCUCUGCGGCGGCCGCGUCGCCUUCGCCGGGACGGCGGGCCGCGCCGCGGAACUCGGGCGGGCGCUCGGCGGCGCCGCGAACCCCGCGGACGCGCUGGUAGACGCCGCGGGGCGGCUCCACCGCGAGGGCGACGACGCGCCCGCGCCGGAGCCCUUCGACGCGGCGCGCCUCUUCCGGCCCGUGGCCGCGCCGCGCCAGGUCCUCGUGCUCGCGUCGCGGCGGCUCGUGAUCGCGCGGCGCGCGCCGGCGCUCGCGCUCGCAAAUUUCUUCGGCGCGGGCGCGUGCGGCGUCGCGGUCGGCGCCAUCGCCGGCGACCUCGCCCACGACCUCGGCGGCGUCCAGCGGCGCCUGGGCCUCAUUUUUUUUUCGCUCCUGGCGCUCCUGCUCCUCUCGCUCUCGGCGCUGCGGGCGUUCCGCGACGACGCGCGGUGCUCGGGCGACGAGCGCGCGGCGGCGCUCUACGCGGCGUCGUCCCGCUUUGUGGCCGCCGUCGCCGUCGACGCGGCGGUUUUGAGAGUUGCGCCGGCGCUGCUCCUCGCGGGCGUCGCCUACGGCGCCGCGGGCCUCCGGCCGCGCUGCGCGGGCGCGUGCGUCUUCCGCUACGCCGCGGCGCUCGCGCUCACGUCCGUCGCCGGCGCGCUGGCCUGCGUCGCCGUCGCCGCCGUCGGGCUCGGCGGCGACGCGUCGAGCGCCGUCGCGGCGACGGCCGUGCUCGCCAUGGCGCUCUUCGGGGGGCUGGCCACGGACGUCGACUCCGAGGCGACGGGUCUGGCGACGGGCGCGUCGCGGAUCGACCCGUUCUACUGGGCCUACCGCGCCGCGGUCGUGGGGGAAUUCGCCGGCGCGCGCGACGCCGACGGCGUCGAGGAGCGCUACGUCAUCGACACGCACGGCUGCGACCUCGGCUUCCCGGCCUUCGACGUGUCCGCGACGACGGUCCUCGAGACGCUGGACCUGCCGACGCGCGCGGCCGCCGCGGACGCCGCGGUCGCGAAUUUGUGUCUGGUCGUCCUGGGGUUCCUCGGCGUCGCGUUCGUCGCCCAGGUCUUCGGCGACGCCGCGCGGCUGCCCGCGGCCUUCGCGGGCCGUCCGGCCGACGGGACGCGCCCGCAAAAGGUCGGGCGCGCGUCGUUCGCGGCCAAGGAGUGCCCCGAGCUCGCCGACGACGACGGCGACUCCGACGACGACGCGGCGGCGCUCGCCGUCGCGCCCGCGCACGUCGGCUGCGAGGACGUCGCGUACGCCCUCAAAGACGCUACCCGGAUCCUCGAGCGCUGCGAGUUCUUCGCCGACGCGAAAUCGUUCACGGGCCUCGUCGGCCCGUCGGGCGCGGGGAAGACGACGCUCCUCGAGAUCGUCGCGGGCCGCCUCGCGGCGCCGCGCGGCGCGGCGCUCUCCGGCACCGUGCGGCUCCGCGGCGAGACGGCCGCCGGCGACGGCGCGCGCCGGCGCGCCGCGUCGACCUUCGCGGGCCAGGACGACGUCGGCGACGGCUGGCUCUCGCCGCGGGCGACGCUCGAGUUCCACGGCGCGCUCCGCCUGCCGCGGGCCUGGGCGCGCGAGCGGAAGCGGCGGCGCGCGGGCCGGCUCCUGGACCGCCUCGGCUUCGACGGCCGCGCGAGGGACGCGGCGCUCCGCGACUGCAGCGGCGGCGCGAGGCGGCGCGUCGGUCUCGGCGUCGCGCUGCUGCGGCCCAAGGCGGCGCUCUUCGCGGACGAGCCGACGACGGGGCUCGACGCCGCGUCCGCGCUCCGCGUCGCGGCGCUGCUCCGGCGCUGCGCGGGCCGCGGCUUCACGGUCAUCGCGGUCCUGCACCAGCCGCGCGCCGAGAUCGUCGACGCGCUCGACGCCGUGCUCCUAUUGCACCGGGGCCGCGUCGCGUUCGCAGGGCCGCCGAAGGACGUGCUCGAGAGGUUCCGCGCGCCGGGCGGCAACGCCGUGGACCUGCUGCUCGACAACCUCAAGGGCGACGGCGACCUCGCCCUGCGGAGAAGGGAAGACGACGACGCGGCCGUGGAGAUCCUCGUCGACGGCGGCGGCGGCGGGCCCGCGGCCGCGGAGGACGUCAUCUCCGAGCCGCCGCCCUCGCUCGCGCCGCCGGGGCUCGCCGGCCAGUGCGCCGUGCUCUGCCGCCGCGAGCUCCGGGACGCGCGGCGGGACCCCGCGGGCGUUCUGUCGCACGCGGCGCCCAUGGCGCUCCUCGGCGGCCUCGUCGCGCUCGCCUACGGCGACCUGCCGUCGCGCAACGACUCGUCGGCGGGCAUCGUCGACCGCUACGGCCUCGCGUUCCUGUUGGUGAGCGCGGUGGCGCUGUUUUCCCUCUCCGCCGCUCCGAAGGCGCGGCGGGCCGCGCUUCGGGCGCGGCGCGACCGCGACAGCCACGGCGCGGCGCCGGCCUUCGUGGCCGCGGCGUGGGUCGGCGACGCGCUCGUGCUGCGAUUGGUCCCGCCUCUCAUCCUCGGCGUCGCGGCGGUGUCGACGCGGUGCGCGGCGGCGAGCGGCCGGGAGCUGUCGCUCGUCGCCGCGCUGCUCCAGCUCCACUCUGUGCUCCACUACGCGCUCGCGGCCGCGGGGCGCUUCCUCGGGGCCGCGGCGCCGUCGGACGGCGCGGCGACGGCGGCCCACGCCGUCGUCGUGCUGCUCGCGCUGCUCCUCAGCGGCUUCUUCGCGCCGCCGGCCUUCGCGCCGCGCGGCUGGGACGCCGCGGCCGCGGCGUUCCCGCCCGGCGCCGCGGCCUACGAGGCCGUCGCCGUGGCCCUCUUCGCCGGCGUCGACGACCUCUUCGUGACGUCGAAGCUGGGGAGCUCGGACGUCAAGGUCGGGCCCUUCGGCGGGUCCGAGAUCCUCGACUGCUACGGCUACGGCGGGAGGAGCGACGCGAAGCGCGACCACGCCGUGCUCCUGCUCGCGGGGCUCGUCGCCGACGCCGCGACGCUCGGCGCGUUCCGCGCGAAGUUGGCCCACCAGACGUCCGCGCCGACGGCCCUGCGCGUCGCGUCGAAGAUGCCGAACCGCGCGGCCUCGUGGAACGUGCCCCCGACCAUCGUCGGCCGCACGCCGACGUAA